Molecule: messenger RNA, 324 nt
Organism: Meloidogyne enterolobii
Lineage: Eukaryota; Metazoa; Nematoda; Chromadorea; Rhabditida; Meloidogynidae
Source: the annotation of a GenBank genome assembly
AUGAUAUUUUUCGUCCUUCACUUAUUCACAAAUUUUCGAUUAUCAUCAAAGUCUGUCCUCGUUUUAAUGAAAAUUUUGAUAUUUAUUAUACUUAUUUUUAUUAUCAUAGUCUUUUUACUUCAUUGCACAGGUUCUUUUGAUGCAGAAUGCAGAUCCGAUAUAGAUUGUGAACAAUAUAAAACUUGUCAACCAAUAUGCAGACUUCAAUGCAAGUCUACAAUUUGUACAAUUGUAGGGGAUGUGGAAACGAGCGAUAAAGGAGUUGACACUUUCGUUCAAAGGAGAAAACUGUGGGGAUUUAAUUGAUAAAUUCAUAGAUAAAUU